GAAAUUUUUUGGAACCCAAUAAGGUAAAAAAAAGCCAGAAAAACAAGAUUAGGGAAUUAGGGUUUAUACGAGAGUAUUAAAAUUAUGCAAUCAUAAAUAAAAAAACACAACUUUAGUGUGGGUUGGUAGCACUGUGCACCAGAGUUUAUUCUUUGCAACUUCAAAUUCUUCGAAGGAGGAUAGAAAAUGAGUGAUAAGAAGGAGAAGGACGAAGCUGGACAAGAAGUUCCAGUUACUGCUGAGGACGAUGGGAAAGCAAAUGAUUCUCCUCCUGCUGCUGCAGUGGAGGAAACUCCUGAGCCUGCUAAAAAUGAGAAAACCCAGUCCGAGAAGAAAGAGAUUGGGGACGCUACUGAGAAGAAGAAUGGUACCAGCUUAGAGCCCAUUUCAAAACUACCUGCUCAAGAUUCUUCCUCGGACGAACCUGUUGUCAAGCCAACUACUGAAACCACAAGUGAUGUCCCUGAACCUACCUCCGCUGAUGCCAAGACUGAAGCUCGUAAAUUGCUUCCAAAUAAGAAAGCUGCUGAUGAGGGAACUACUGCCUCUGCCAGUCAGCUUGAGAAUGUUGAACCCACUGGUGAUGCCAAAACUGAGCCUUCGAAAUUUCCUCAAGCCAAAACUGUUGAUGUUGGACAAACUGCAAGUGUGAAUCAUAAUGAAACUGUUCUGCCCCCGGCUGCAACUUCUGAUAUGAAAUCUGAAUCUGGGAGUGUGGCAGAAUUGAAGAAUAAGGCUAAUGAAAAAGAUGUUGCCACUCCCACAGAUAAUGGAAACCCAAACGCAAAGAACUUAUUUCUUCUUGAUGAUAGCAUGUCAGAAGGUGGUGAAUCUGGGACGGAAGAGGAUCAAUCAGCUUUUAUGAAGGAGCUGGAAAAUUUCUUUAGGGAGAGGAACAUGGAAUUCAAACCUCCCAAGUUCUAUGGAGAGGGUCUGAAUUGCCUGAAGCUUUGGAGAGCUGUGACUAGAUUGGGUGGCUAUGAUAAGGUGACUUCAUGUAAGUUGUGGCGACAAGUGGGAGAAUCCUUCAAACCCCCAAAGACAUGCACUACAGUUUCUUGGACAUUUCGAGGGUUUUAUGAGAAGGCACUUCUGGAUUAUGAAAGGCAUCAUAUUCGUGGUGGUGAGCUUAGCGUUCCUAUUUCUUCCAACUCAGAGGCUCUGAGCAUUGAUAAUCAGGCAUCAGGAUCAGGAAGAGCACGAAGGGAUGCAGCAGCACGCGCUAUGCAGGGGUGGCAUUCACAACGUCUUCUUGGUAAUGGAGAAGUUAGUGAUCCCAUUAUUAAGGAUAAAAAUGCUAUUUCGUUGCAAAAGCGCGAAAAGAUCAAAAAUAUCGGCUUGCUUAAACGGAAGAAGCCACCCUACGUGGACCAUGCAGUAAAAGCUGCACGUACUAAAACAUCUAAGUCCCAGCUGGAUACAGCUGUAGUUGAUGUUGGCCCUCCAGCAGAUUGGGUCAAGAUCAAUGUGCAAAAAACAAAAGACUGUUAUGAAGUUUACGCUUUAGUUCCAGGGCUUCUCCGUGAGGAGGUGCGUGUUCAGUCAGAUCCUGCUGGACGGCUGGUUAUAAGUGGUGAGCCUGAGCAUCCUGAUAAUCCAUGGGGUGUAACACCCUUCAAGAAGAUUGUGAGCCUACCAUCAAGAAUUGACCCGCACCAGACAUCAGCUGUGGUCACCCUGCAUGGCCAGUUAUUUGUUCGUGUUCCAUUUGAACCGUCAGAGUAAAUAACAUUUUGAUGGUUCCCAUCCCUAUUUAACCCCAAUACUAGGUAAAUUGGGAGGUUGAGCAUCAUGUUUAACUUAGUUUAUGAACCUUGGUGUACAUUGUUUCUAUUAGUUGAGGACCUUCUCACAUGGAUAAAUGUUAGUUAGGAAUUCUUAUGUACUUUUGGACCAGUUGAUGAUGAUAUGUUGUAUUGUAAGUAAGUAGUGUCCAACGAGGACGCGCUCAACUUCUUCCAAGAA
This is a messenger RNA of Ziziphus jujuba (common jujube), 1965 nucleotides long. RefSeq names its product AT-rich interactive domain-containing protein 3. Gene Ontology annotation, molecular function: DNA binding. The record is from RefSeq and is a predicted model, not a curated record. Gene Ontology annotation, cellular component: nucleus. Bases 187 to 1725 code for a protein of 512 amino acids. The transcript has 13 exons. Lineage: Eukaryota; Viridiplantae; Streptophyta; Magnoliopsida; Rosales; Rhamnaceae. Gene Ontology annotation, biological process: regulation of transcription by RNA polymerase II.